Messenger RNA from Sparassis crispa, 1923 nucleotides. RefSeq lists its product with no specific name. Lineage: Eukaryota; Fungi; Basidiomycota; Agaricomycetes; Polyporales; Sparassidaceae. Bases 1 to 1923 code for a protein of 640 amino acids. Gene Ontology annotation, biological process: protein transport to vacuole involved in ubiquitin-dependent protein catabolic process via the multivesicular body sorting pathway. The record is from RefSeq and is a predicted model, not a curated record. Gene Ontology annotation, molecular function: phosphatidylinositol-3-phosphate binding; ubiquitin binding. Gene Ontology annotation, cellular component: late endosome membrane; ESCRT II complex. The transcript has 6 exons.
AUGAGUCUGAAACGAUAUGCUAAAAGUGUGGAUGGUACCAUCCCUGUGCCAGCCUUACUCUACGAAGACGAAGAUUUGCUUGCAUCCCAGGAAGGUGUUGGUAUAUACGAUGGCACUCAGAAAUCUGCCCCUCAUCAAUCCGGCACCAUCUACACUACAACUCACCGUAUCUUCUACAUAGACGGACCCCAUCCAUACAGGCGCUCUUUCUGGUUAGAUCUAGCGCACGUCGCGAAGACUGAAUAUUAUGCCGGCCUCUUCACCAGCUCGCCGAAAGUCACACUGUAUUUGAAUUCCCUUCCUACAGCGAAUGGGGAUGGUUCAGCCGCAGAUGACCCUGUAAUGACAGCUGGAACAAGCUUUGUCGCUAUCGACCCGGCCUUCGACUCGUGGGAGUGUGAGGUCUGUAGCUACCGUAAUCCGCCAGGGCUCAGUCCUGCUGCAUCGCGGGUAUGUGCUCUCUGUGGAGUCCCGCGCGCUUCCGUGAAGCCAUCAAACGGCAGUCCUGCGAAGUCCGCGCUCUCGUCUAUUUCUCCCUACGUCUCGUCCUCGCUGCCAUCGUCCUCGUUAAAUUUGUCCAAAUUGACUAUGUCGUCGGCGUCUUCGCCUCUUCCGUCGAGUUCCCCCCCAACCCACGGUGAUUCCAAGCAGGAAGAAGUGGCAUGCCCCGCAUGUACAUUUUUUAAUCAUCCUUCCCUUUCGACCUGCGAGAUAUGUGGAACCCCGUUGCCGACGAGGUCAUCCUCAGUCCUUGCACCUCACUUUCCGGCGAAGUCCGCCCCAGCCUCACGUUCUACGACUCCCAUGGUCGAUCCAACCGAUGAAAAUGAUACAGAUUCACCUGAGUCGCGGAUCAUUCGUGUCAGUUUCCGCAAGGGCGGAGACAAAGCAUUCUACAGUAUCCUGCGGCGAAGCCUGCUUGGCAAGGGUUGGGAGACAAAGGGGUUCGGCAAUAUCUCUGCAAGCUCUCGCUUUGCUGAGUCGGGUACUAGUACUACAACUGGGACCUCGGGAAUUAACGGUAUUCUUCGCACUGUGGAAACCACUGCGGCCACAGCGCAGACGGACCUGGAAGAUGCUCUGCAAGACCUGGAGGCUCUUAUGGUCAAAUGGAAGGAUAUGGUGCGGCUCGCCCAGGACCUGAACGAGCGGCUCACUGCCGCUUCGUUUACCGCAAGUAAUAUCACCGCUGUUACAUCUACGUCCCCUGUAGCCAGCUCUAGCGCCUCUGCCGCCCUCAGUCCGUCUAACGUCACAGCUGUAAGCUCCUUAGGACCUCCGAUGACGACAGAAGCCGUCGAACCAGAGGAAGCAACCUUCAUCCGCUCGUCACUGGCCCAGCUCGGGCUGCAGAUGGCCAAUGCGCCGGUGACACUGGAUAUGAUCCACGACGAGCGCAAAUGGGUGGAAGAAUUAGCACGAGAGCUCGCGGGAAUACUUCAAGGUCGAGAUAGAGAUGAAGGCAUGAUGCGCAAGCGGGGAAUUGUCGGGCUGGAUGAAGUGUGGGGAGGAUGGAAUCGUGCGAGAGGCGUCGCCUUGAUACCGCCUGAUACAUUUCUGCAGGUUCUCCCUCAGUUGCCGCAACAUACUUCACCGCCAAUACACAUGCGCACAUUCCCGUCGUCGGGCCUGUCUGUGUUACAUACUCCGCCGUAUACGAAAGCUGCAUUUGCAUCACGGCUAGUGGGGUUGCUCACACUAGCCGGACCGAAGACUACCGUGGAGGUUGCGCAAGAAGAGGGGCUCCCAAUCGGACUAGUCGAUGAGAUGGUUACUGAAGUAGAGCACGAGGGCGAGAUCUGCCGAGACGAAGGGGGCGCUGGCAUUAGCUUCUCUGCCGUCGGAGACCAAGGAUGGGGCGGUGAGGUAACGUGGUGGGUAAACAUAUUCCAAGGGUAUGAGUGGGAUGGGCAGGCAAGUUGA